UAAUUGAAGGAUCGUCAACUGGGGAAGCAGACUAGACGCUGAUUUGCGGUCCAGGGCAAUGCCACAACUCGCCAUGCGAGCUAGUGACCGUAGUCGAAGCCUGUCCCGCCCCGGAUACGGCCCUAUAUUAUGAAACCGCUAUUGACGGGCAGGUCUUGCUGAUGGGUCUGCUGCCCUAAGUAGAGAAGUCUGCUCCUGCCGUUUAUACCAUGUCCCCAGGCCAUGCUCUCUAGUGCCGUCCGAUUCCUGACCAUCCGGCGGAAAGGCUCACAGUGAGCCAACCCUGCCUUGUCCAUCAACAUGUCGACCCAGGGGUACACAGACUGCGUCCCAGGGACAUUCUACGGCCUCAAGAAUAAGGAGGUGAACCCGGGGGACGUCCUCCAGCUCCGAUGGGGUGCGAUCGACAAUGGAGACACUCCACUUAACAUCUCCUUGGGCCGCCGGGGAGGGACGCUCAUUGAUGAGAUUACUGUUGGAGCCAAGUUCACCACCACCAGCUCUCUUUACCAACUUAUCGUCAAUGACACCGCCAACUGCACCCUAGAACAAUACACCUGGGCCAUCCCCAGCGGGUUCAACACUACCAACCCACAAUACCAGAUCGGAUUGUUCAACGCAACUGCCAAACUAGGAACCUAUGGGAUCGAUCUAUAUGGCUGGAUCAGCUGGAGUGAUUACUUCUACGUUCGCGAAAAGGGCGCCGCGACCACCACCACCACCACCUCGUCGACCACCUCCACUGGCUCAACACUUACCACCAGCACCGCGACCGACGGCUCGUCCGUUACCACAUCACCCGCUUCCUCCCACAGCAGCAGCUCCAGCUCGAAUAGUGUCGGCAUUGGUGUGGGUGUGGGCGUCGGCGUCGGUGCGGCCGCCAUACUCGGGGCCCUCGCAUUCUUUCUCCUCCGUCGGCGCAGCAAGAAGAAGCAGAGGGUCGUGGCCCCAGCGCAAGAGACGAGCGAAGUGGCAGGUUCGCCACUGUACGAGUUGCCUGCCCCAGCGAAGAAGCAGCCUGUCCCGGAGGGGACGCAGAUGUACGAGUUGCAGGGGUGAUCGGUCGGUUUCCGACAAGGAUGAUGGACUUCGAAGGGCUCUUCAGCACCUGUUCGGUGUUCAUCCAGACGAUAAAAGAGAGAGUGACAUUGAAGAGCUACAAGCCACUCAACCUAUCCUAAUCUUCAACCCAUUCCAGGAGGACAA
Messenger RNA from Aspergillus homomorphus CBS 101889, 1206 nucleotides. RefSeq lists its product as uncharacterized. The record is from RefSeq and is a predicted model, not a curated record. NCBI's taxonomy places the organism in Eukaryota, Fungi, Ascomycota, Eurotiomycetes, Eurotiales, Aspergillaceae. The coding region runs from base 301 to 1059 and encodes 252 amino acids. The transcript has 2 exons.